This is a messenger RNA of Sapajus apella (tufted capuchin), 5671 nucleotides long. RefSeq names its product cadherin 2 (gene CDH2). Gene Ontology annotation, cellular component: postsynaptic specialization membrane; cytoplasm; neuron projection. The transcript is spliced from 15 exons. Gene Ontology annotation, molecular function: cadherin binding; calcium ion binding. Gene Ontology annotation, biological process: brain development; cell-cell junction assembly; blood vessel morphogenesis. Lineage: Eukaryota; Metazoa; Chordata; Mammalia; Primates; Cebidae. The record is from RefSeq and is a predicted model, not a curated record. The coding region runs from base 1838 to 4456 and encodes 872 amino acids.
ACUCUUACUCAGUUCAGAACAGAAUCAUAGAACUUUACAUCUGGGAAAAAAAAAACUUGAAAGAUCAUGUGUUUCAAGCUCUUAAUCUUCCCCUGUUCCAUAUUCGUAUACUGAGUUUAAACAGGCAAAUGAUAUUUUCAGUUUCUAUGCUAAUUGAUAGCAUGGGUUAACCCAAAGUUUGGGAUUUUGACAUUUAGGCUUAGUGUCCUUUCUCCCAGGGUUGGACUUUUCACUCAAAAAGUUUCAGGUUGAUCAGGGCAUCUGGGAACUCAUUGUUUUUCAUUUCAGAGAGCCAACACCUGCCUCUCUGAUUCUCAGUUCAUUUAUAAAAUGCUAGGUCUUGGAUAGAUAAUUUCUAAGAUUAUCUUUUUGCUCCCACAAAUUAUAGCACAGAGUUCUUGCCUGUUUUUUUUUUUUUUUUUCCUUUGAUGUGGACAGUAUUCUUACCUCAGAUACAUAUGUUUUAAGUCUUUUAAACAGCCGCUUCUAUUUCAAGGUUAUGCUAACUAACAUUUAAAAUCCAGUUGAAAUGUCACUACUUGAGGGCUUGGGGUUGGGGUCACAGGUGCAUGUGCCACACGCAUACACCAAGAUAUCUCUGUCUAGGUCAGCAAGCGGGCUCCAGGAGGGUGGAGGAGGCAGAGGCUAAGCUGCUAAGGCUUUGAGGUUUGAUAAUAGAAGUCCUGCUCUGUUGUUUUCUUCCCUGGCAGCAUUUGAUUUGCCUCUUUCUAAUGCUUGUAAGUUGGCCAGGGGUGCCACUGCAGGUUGGGCUUGGGACUUGAUAGGAGAGCUGAUAAGAACUCUCUUCUUGCAACACUAAGUGAGAAGGCCCACCUUCCGUGACUCUACACAGACCGAUGGCUAGAUGGGCAUGUUCUUUCUUUUUCAGCCCCUUUCCUUUCUCAUGCCUCAUUUGGCUUGAUUCACUCUGAGUCCUGUUUGGUCUGGAAGUGGACUCCAGAGAGAGUGUGGCUUGGAGAAGAGAUCCCACAAUUUAGAGAAUAGUGGUUUGGGUUCUAUAGCCAUCUUUGUCCUGUGCAGCUGGAUACCUUUGGCCACAUCUUACCACCUCUCUUUGACCUCCACUGCAGGCUAUAUAGACAUAGGCGUCUUUUUCAUUUGAAUUCUUGUUGCAGUAAAUAACAUACACUUUAGCAAUGACGGUGUGCAUUGAUUUCACGAUCAUUAAUUUCUCUCUUUUAAUGGCAAAAAGAAAUCCUCAGUCUACUUUUAGUUUCCCAAGAGCAUGUAUAUUCAUGAUCCCGCUUCUCAUGAUUCCUACUAUUGCUUAGGUGGAUCAGCCCAGUAGCUUACAAAACAGAUUCAUUAUUUGAGGCAUGGGGGACAAAAGCAAAGGCUUUUGCAAUGAGAAUUGACCGUUGCUGUGAGCAUUUGGCUGCCGUCAACUGACUUCUUUUCUUGGUUCUGUCUGCAUUGUUCCCUUUUUUUCUAAGUUUGAUUCGGACUAACUUCCUGGCUGAAGUGGCUGCAGCAAUCUCUCACUCCUGGCCUUAACUCAGCAUCUCACAAAGGGCUCAGGUUUAUUCUCAAGAAAUAAUUUAUGCAGUAAAAGCAUGUGGCUGACAGAGGGUCCCGUGUAGGGAAACACUGUUUUGUUAUGCUAGUCUUUGGCUUCAACUAAAGCAAAGCAGAAUUAACCAUGGGACAAUGCUAAACAGCAGAGAUAACAGCAGAGGUCCCUGUGUGUAAUUAGUACAGCCUGAGUGUAUUCUCAUCUCAUGGGUUUAUAUGGGCAACACCAAGUUCUUAAUUCAGAAAGGGACUAAACUCCUAAGUGUGUUGGGUUAUUGCCUCUAAUCUCAGGAAAGGACACCAUAUGGCCUUGUAUUUGUAUGCUGUUGCCACGACAAUUCCUUCUGUUAGAAGUGAUUUUCUCCAAAAGUAUGUGAAGUUUAGCAACUGCAAUGGAAAAAGAAAAGUGCAAUAUGAGAGCAGUGAGCCAGCAGAUUUUAAGGUGGAUGAAGAUGGCAUUGUGUAUGCAGUGAGAAGCUUUCCACUCUCUUCUGAGCAUGCCAAGUUCCUGAUAUAUGCCCAGGACAAAGAGACCCAAGAAAAGUGGCAAGUGGCGGUAAAAUUGAGCCUCAAGCCAACCUUAACUGAGGAGUCAGUGAAGGAGUCACCAGAAGUUGAAGAAAUAGUAUUCCCAAGACAAUUGGGUAAGCACAGUGGCCACCUACAAAGGCAGAAAAGAGACUGGGUCAUCCCUCCAAUCAACUUGCCAGAAAACUCCAGGGGACCUUUUCCUCAAGAGCUUGUCAGGAUCAGGUCUGAUAGAGAUAAAAACCUUUCACUGCGGUACAGCGUAACUGGGCCAGGAGCUGACCAGCCUCCAACUGGUAUCUUCAUUAUCAACCCCAUCUCGGGUCAGCUGUCAGUGACAAAGCCCCUGGAUCGCGAGCAGAUAGCCCGGUUUCAUUUGAGGGCACAUGCAGUAGAUAUUAAUGGAAAUCAAGUGGAGAACCCCAUUGACAUUGUCAUCAAUGUUAUUGACAUGAAUGACAACAGACCUGAGUUCUUACACCAGGUUUGGAAUGGGACAGUUCCUGAGGGAUCAAAGCCUGGAACAUACGUGAUGACUGUAACAGCAAUCGAUGCUGAUGAUCCCAAUGCCCUCAAUGGGAUGUUAAGGUACAGAAUCCUGUCUCAGGCUCCAAGCACCCCUUCACCCAACAUGUUUACAAUCAACAAUGAGACCGGUGACAUUAUCACAGUGGCAGCUGGACUUGAUCGAGAAAAAGUGCAACAGUAUACGUUAAUCAUUCAAGCCACAGACAUGGAAGGCAAUCCCACAUAUGGCCUUUCAAACACAGCCACGGCCAUCAUCACAGUGACAGAUGUCAAUGACAAUCCUCCAGAGUUUACUGCCAUGACGUUUUAUGGUGAAGUCCCUGAGAACAGGGUAGACAUCAUAGUAGCCAAUCUGACUGUGACCGAUAAGGAUCAACCCCAUACACCAGCCUGGAAUGCAGUGUACAGAAUCAGUGGCGGAGACCCUACAGGACGGUUUGCCAUCCAGACCGACCCAAACAGCAACGACGGAUUAGUCACCGUGGUCAAACCAAUCGACUUUGAAACAAACAGGAUGUUUGUCCUUACUGUAGCUGCAGAAAAUCAAGUGCCAUUAGCCAAGGGAAUUCAGCACCCACCUCAGUCAACAGCAACCGUGUCUGUUACAGUUAUUGAUGUAAAUGAAAACCCUUAUUUUGCCCCAAAUCCUAAGAUCAUUCGCCAAGAAGAGGGGCUUCAUGCCGGUACCAUGUUGACAACAUUCACUGCUCAGGACCCAGAUCGAUAUAUGCAGCAAAAUAUUAGAUACACUAAAUUAUCUGAUCCUGCCAAUUGGCUAAAAAUAGAUCCUGUGAAUGGACAAAUAACUACAAUUGCUAUUUUGGACCGAGAAUCACCAAAUGUGAAAAACAAUAUAUAUAAUGCUACUUUCCUUGCUUCUGACAAUGGAAUUCCUCCUAUGAGUGGAACAGGAACGCUGCAGAUCUAUUUACUUGAUAUUAAUGACAAUGCCCCUCAAGUGUUACCUCAAGAGGCAGAGACUUGCGAAACUCCAGACCCCAAUUCAAUUAACAUUACAGCACUUGAUUAUGACAUUGAUCCAAAUGCUGGACCAUUCGCUUUUGAUCUUCCUUUAUCUCCAGUGAAUAUUAAGAAAAAUUGGACCAUCACUCGGCUUAAUGGUGAUUUUGCUCAGCUUAAUUUAAAGAUAAAGUUUCUUGAAGCUGGUAUCUAUGAAGUUCCCAUCAUAAUCACAGAUUCGGGUAAUCCUCCCAAAUCAAAUAUUUCCAUCUUGCGCGUGAAGGUUUGCCAGUGUGACUCCAACGGGGACUGCACAGAUGUGGACAGGAUUGUGGGUGCAGGGCUUGGCACCGGUGCCAUCAUUGCCAUCCUGCUCUGCAUCAUCAUCCUGCUUAUCCUUGUGCUGAUGUUUGUGGUAUGGAUGAAACGCCGGGACAAAGAACGCCAGGCCAAACAGCUCUUAAUUGAUCCAGAAGAUGAUGUAAGAGAUAAUAUUUUAAAAUACGAUGAAGAAGGUGGAGGAGAAGAAGACCAGGACUACGACUUGAGCCAGCUGCAGCAGCCUGACACCGUGGAGCCUGAUGCCAUCAAGCCUGUGGGAAUCCGACGAAUGGAUGAAAGACCCAUCCAUGCCGAGCCCCAGUAUCCGGUCCGCUCUGCAGCCCCACACCCUGGAGACAUUGGGGACUUCAUUAAUGAGGGCCUUAAAGCUGCUGACAAUGACCCCACAGCUCCACCAUAUGACUCCCUGUUAGUGUUUGACUAUGAAGGCAGUGGCUCCACUGCUGGGUCCUUGAGCUCCCUUAAUUCCUCAAGUAGUGGUGGUGAGCAGGACUAUGAUUACCUGAACGACUGGGGGCCACGGUUCAAGAAACUUGCUGACAUGUAUGGUGGAGGUGAUGACUGAACUUCAGGGUGAACUUGGUUUUUGGACAAGUACAAACAAUUUCAACUGAUAUUCCCAAAAAGCAUACAGAAGCUAGGCUUUAACUUUGUAGUCUACUAGCACAGUGCUUGCUGGAGGCUUUGGCAUAGGCUGCAAACCAAUUUGGGCUCAGAGGGAAUAUCAGUGAUCCAUACUGUUUGGAAAAACACUGAGCUCAGUUACACUUGAAUUUUACAGUACAGAAGCACUGGGAUUUUAUGUGCCUUUUUGUACCUUUUUCAGAUUGGAAUUAGUUUUAUGUUUAAGGCUUUAAUGGUACUGAUUUCUGAAAUGAUAAGUAAAAGACAAAAUAUUUUGUGGUGGGAGCAGUAAGUUAAACCAUGAUAUGCUUCAACACGCUUUUGUUACAUUGCAUUUGCUUUUAUUAAAAUACAAAAUUAAAAAAAAACUCAUGGAGCGAUUUUAUUAUCUUGGGGGAUGAGACCAUGAGAUUGGAAAAUGUACAUUACUUCUAGUAUUAGACUUUAGUUUUGUUUUUGUUUUUGUUUUUUUUCACUAAAAUCUUAAAACUUACUCAGCUGGUUGCAAAUAAAGGGAGUUUUCAUAUCACCAAUUUGUAGCAAAAUUGAAUUUUUUCAUAAACUAGAAUGUUAGACACAUUUUGGUCUUAAUCCAUGUACACUUUUUUAUUUCUGUAUUUUUCCACUUCACUGUAAAAAUGGUAUGUGUACAUAAUGUUUUAUUGGCAUAGUCUAUGGAGAAGUGCAGAAACUUCAGAACAUGUGUAUGUAUUAUUUGGACUAUGGAUUCAGGUUUUUUGCAUGUUUAUAUCUUUCGUUAUGGAUAAAGUAAAGUAUUUACAAAACAAAGUGACAUUUGAUUCAAUUGUUGAGCUGUAGUUAGAAUACUCGAUUUUUAAUUUUUUAAUUUUUUUUAUUUUUUAUUUUCUUUUUUGUUUGGGGAGGGAGAAAAGUUCUUAGCACAAAUGUUUUACAUAAUUUGUACCAAAAAAAAAAAAAAAAAAAAAAAAAAAAAAAAAAAAAAAAAAAAAAGAAGGGGUGGCCUGAAACUGGUGGCACUACUGUGUGUUUUUUUUUUUUUUUAAAAUGAGGAAAAGAAAAGCUUUUAAACUGGAGAGACUUCUGACAACAGCUUUGCCUCUGUAUUGUGUACCAGAAUAUAAAUGAUACACCUCUGACCCCAGCGUUCUGAAUAAAAUGCUAAUUUUGGAUCUGG